GCCGAAGAAAGCGCGGGCCAUCUGUGCGCAUGCGCGGCGGAUGCUCGCUCUGCCUCCGCCGCGCUUGACCGCUGCCUGGCAUCGCAGGUUCUGUCCUCGGCUCACGCCCUUCUGCCGGCGGGGUCUGAGGCGUGUGUUGCUGCCCGAGUGAAUUCGCGGCAGCACAAGCGGGUGUGGCGAACGGGAGGUCCCUGGAGCGGCCUCUCCCGAUGGGCCUCAGCCUAGAGGAGCCGGCGCUAUGGCUGCUCUUUACCAGAGCUCGGACCCGUCGGCCUCGGCCUCCCCCAACAAGCUGCUGGCGCUGAAGGACGUCCGGCAGGUGAAGGAGGAGACCACCCUGGACGAGAAGCUCUUCCUGCUGGCUUGCGACAAAGGUGAUUUCUACAUGGUGAAGAAGCUUUUGGAGCAGAAUAGCUCUGGGGAAAUGAACAUAAAUUGUGUGGAUGUGCUUGGGAGAAAUGCUGUUACCAUAACUAUUGAAAAUGAGAAUCUAGACAUACUACAGUUGCUUCUGGAUUAUGGCUGCCAGUCUACAGAUGCACUCUUGGUGGCCAUUGACUCAGAAGUUGUAGGAGCUGUGGAUAUACUACUUAAUCAUCGACCAAAACGCUCCAGUAGGCCAACAAUUGUUAAAUUAAUGGAACGUAUUCAGAAUCCAGAAUAUUCAACAACCAUGGAUGUGGCACCUGUUAUUUUAGCUGCUCACCGUAACAACUAUGAAAUCCUUACCAUGCUUUUAAAACAAGAUGUGUCACUACCCAAACCUCAUGCUGUGGGCUGUGAAUGCACAUUGUGUACAGCCAAGAACAAAAAAGAUAGCCUACGGCACUCCAGAUUUCGCCUUGAUAUAUAUCGAUGUUUGGCCAGUCCUGCCUUAAUAAUGUUGACAGAGGAAGAUCCAAUUCUGAGAGCCUUUGAACUUAGUGCGGAUUUAAGAGAACUUAGCCUUGUAGAAGUUGAAUUCAGAAAUGAUUAUGAAGAACUAGCCCAGCAGUGUAAGACUUUUGCUAAAGAUUUGCUUGCUCAGGCGAGGAAUUCACGGGAGCUUGAAGUUAUACUGAACCACACAGCAAGUGAUGAACGUGUGGAUAAACGAGGACUGUUAGAAGAGAGAAUGAAUUUGAGUCGCCUAAAGCUUGCUAUUAAAUAUAACCAAAAGGAGUUCGUUGCACAGUCUAACUGCCAGCAAUUUCUCAACACUGUCUGGUUUGGACAAAUGGCUGGUUACCGCCGCAAGCACACAUUUAAGAAGAUUUUCACGGUCUUGACAGUUGGCAUCUUUUGGCCAAUAUUAUCUCUCUGUUAUUUACUGGCCCCCAAAUCACGAAUAGGCCGAAUAAUUCAUACUCCUUUUAUGAAGUUUAUUAUCCAUGGAGCUUCAUAUUUCACCUUUCUGUUAUUACUUAACUUAUAUUCGCUUGUCUACAAUGAAGAUAAAAAAAACACAAUGGGACCAGAAUUGGAGAGAAUAGAUUAUCUUCUAAUACUGUGGCUAAUUGGAAUGGUAUGGUCAGAUGUUAAAAGGCUUUGGUAUGAAGGCUUAGAAGACUUCUUGGAUGAAUCCAGAAAUCAACUUAGUUUUGUCAUGAAUUCUCUCUAUUUGGCAACUUUUGCUCUCAAAGUAGUUGCCCAUAACAAGUUCUACGAUUUUGCUGAGAGGAAGGAUUGGGAUGCCUUCCAUCCUACACUGGUGGCAGAAGGUCUGUUUGCUUUCGCUAAUGUUCUCAGUUACCUCCGGCUUUUCUUCAUGUAUACGACAAGCUCUGUCCUAGGGCCACUUCAGAUCUCAAUGGGGCAGAUGCUGCAAGACUUUGGAAAGUUUCUUGGAAUGUUCCUUCUUGUGUUGUUCUCAUUCACAAUUGGGUUGACUCAACUGUAUGACAAAGGAUUCACUGUAGAUGAAGAAAAGGACUGUGCUGGGAUCUUCUGUGAACAGCAAAGCAAUGACACAUUUCACUCGUUUAUUGGCACCUGCUUUGCUCUGUUCUGGUACAUAUUCUCUCUGGCACAUGUAGCCAUAUUUGUAACCAGAUUCAGCUAUGGGGAAGAGCUGCAAUCUUUUGUGGGUGCUGUUAUUGUUGGCACAUAUAAUGUAGUAGUUGUGAUCGUCCUUACCAAACUCUUAGUAGCGAUGCUUCAUAAAAGCUUUCAGCUGAUAGCAAAUCACGAGGACAAAGAAUGGAAGUUUGCUCGUGCCAAACUCUGGCUUAGCUACUUUGAUGACAAAUGCACCCUACCUCCACCUUUCAAUAUUAUUCCCUCUCCCAAGACUAUCUGCUAUCUAUUUAACAGCCUCAGUAAGUGGAUCUGUUCUCAUACAUCAUCUGGCAAAGUCAAGCGACAGAACAGCUUAAAAGAGUGGAAAAAUCUGAAGCAAAAGAGGGAUGAAAAUUACCAAAAAGUGAUGUGUUGCUUAGUUCAUCGUUACUUGACUUCCAUGAGGCAGAGAAUGCAAAGUACUGACCAGGCAACGGUUGAAAACCUCAAUGAACUACGACAGGACUUGUCAAAAUUCCGAAAUGAAAUUAGAGAUCUACUUGGUUUCCGGACUUCGAAGUAUGCCAUAUUUUAUCAGCGAAACUAAAAUUCGACAUUUAAAAUAAAAUGCCUAACGUUAAAUACCUUCAUUUGAAUAUUUUUAUCAGCCCAAAUAAAAAAAGGUGACUCUUUCUUAUUCAUAUAUUUUAAAAAUACCACUGCAUGAGCACAGCCAAAUUCACUUGUGAAAAAAAUGACUGUUUUUGUAUUUUGAAGCUUUUUAUCGUGUGUACAGUAUAGAAAACUUGUAUAUAGUCUGCUAAAGGCAAAUUUUCUGCCAAAGGUCUGCUGAAAAGUCUCAUUAACUACUCGAUAUUAGAACUGAAUCCUUGUUUGCAUUUUUUUUUUUGCAUCUUUGAGAAGUGAAUAAGGAUUGAAUGUCUUUCACCUUCUUCCACUGUGUAACAGCAGCACAAAUAAGAAUCCUAAAAUUACCCUUAUUCAUUCUAGUAGUACAGGCAGCAGCAAAAGAUUGGAAUAACUGAAAAAGCACAUUUGUGGAAGGUGAUAUGUAAAGUUCAUAUAAAACAUUUUUACAAUGAUUAUUUUGAAGCAGACAUGCAUAGAUCUUGAAAGGCUAGAUCACUAUAAUAUUUCCUGGGGUUUUUUGUAUUUGAUGCCACUGUAUGAUACCAAAGAUUAUAACAUUUUGGGACUGGAUUCGUGAUCUUAUUUUUAAGCAAAACUGGUGGCUAAGUGAAGUUUCCAAUAGGAAAUCCCAAUUCGUAUCCAAAUCUUUUGGAUUUUUAAAAUUAAGUUAUUUUCAAAUGGCAACCCAUUAAACCAUACUUGAAAUAUUGAAUUUCAACAUAACCUUUAAAUCAUUUUAUGUGGAAGUAAGUCCCACAUAUGUUUCAAUGGAAUUAAAUUCCAAACAUUGUUUCACAAUGUUAACUAUUAUAGACAGUGGUCUCCAUUCAAACUAAGAAUUGUGUGGGGAACAUUUCUGCAUACACACAAAGGGACAGGACAAUAUUCAGUUAUUCCCCUGCCUUCCCUUCGUAGCUGCCCGUGCCUUCCAAAAAUAUAUUCCUCAGGGUUAUGGGAUGCUCAGAUACAUUUUCAGGAGGCAUAGGUUGCUGUGAAGAAAAGGAGAAUUGCCAAAUAUCACCCCUCUUCUCUGUGUGCGUGUAGAAGAUUUUCCCGUGCACAACUCUUUUUAAGUCCAAUUGAAAUAAGUAAAUCAAGUCAGUUUCGACAGCUAAUAGAAGAUUUACUUAUUUAAAUUGGAUUGGGGUCUGUGUGUUGGUAGGAAAUACUUUAUGAAGACUGUGGGCCAAUUUGGAUGAUACUUUGUCAGCCCCAGCAUGCAAUAAGGAUGUGCCUAUACCAGGACAUCAUUCCAGCACAUUCUCAUCAUAUCAUUUGAGAAUGUCAUCUUCACUAUGAGCCCCAUUGCCCACUAAGAUGAUCUGGAGAGGUUCAUCCACAGUUGCCACCUGCUUGUCUGGUGGAAACACAGGGAUGGGCUUUAUGUUGCUGCACCAAGACUCUGGAAUGUACUCCCUGCUUAAAUAAGAACCUCCCCAUAUCUGACAAUUUUAAAAAAGUCUCUAAAGACGCAUUUAUUUGCCCAAGCUUUUUAGACCUGUGGUUUUACUUGUGGUUGCUGGAUAUAAAUGUAAAAAUAAAAUAAAUUGUUUAAAGGUUUUAAUUUCUGUUUUAAUUUGUUUAUGUUGCUAUAAACUGCCCAGAGAUGGAAGUUUGGGGCAGUGUAUAAAUCACACACACACACACUCUGUGUGUGUGUGUGUGUGUGUGUGUGUGUGUGUGUGUGUGUGUGUGUGUGUGUUGGGGCUGAUUGAAAAAGUAUUGUCCAAACUGUACUUUCUUAUUCUGAAUGACUAAGAAGAAGGGCUGGUCUUGUGGUAGCAUGCAUGACUUGUCCCCUUAGCUAAGCAGGGUCCGCCCUGGUUGCAUAUGAAUGGGAGACUAGAAAUGUGAGCACUGUAAGAUAUUCCCCUCAGGGGAUGGAGCCGCCACUCUGGGAAGAGCGGAAGGUUUCAAAUUCCCUCCCUGGCUUCUCCAAGAUAGGGCUGAAAGAGAUUCCUGCCUGCAGCCUUGGAGAAGCUGCUGCCAGUCUGUGUAGACAAUACUUAGCUAGAUAGACCAAUGGUCUGACUCAGUAUAUGGCAGCUUCAUAUGUUGCUAUGAAUGCAUUUUGCUUAAUUUUCUUAAGUGCUAAGUGUAAUAUGGUUUAUAUUGUAAACAUUGAAAUGAUCAGCAAUUUCAUUCUGCUUAAUAAGGAAGUAAGGGGGAAUGUUGUUUGUACAGUAAAUGUUUCUGAUCUGGAUAGUGAUCCAGCGACAGUCAUAAAUAGGAGUUCUGUGCCUGUGCAGAUUGCUCAGUGACAAUGUGGUUUCUUUUGGCUGCCAGUGGUUUCCUUUUCCCAGUCUGCCCGAACGGAAUCCAAGUCUGCCAAACUCCUGGCAAUCCUUUGCCCUAUCACUCCCUCUCUUAUCAUUGGCCACUAGCUUGGUGUGGGCGCUGAAAAGCAGCCACUUUGGCUCUUUUGGCACAUCCUUGGCUGCUCUUGGUAUGGCUGUCACUUUCCUCACGUUCCCUAGUGUUGUACUAUCAGAAGAUGGUGAUCCCCUUUCCUGAUGGUUAAAGAGGGAGCAUUGCAUUUCCAAUUAAGUCCCCACUACCUCCACCUCAGUCGCUGUAAUGGGGCUUAUUGCUUAAACCGAUGUCCUCUUUCUUGUGUCCACCUCUCUUUGUUUGCCUCAGCCCAUGGCUUGGUGCUUGCCCCACACCCAGUCUUCCCUCAGUCACUUUUGUUCCCCCUUUCCCGCCCUGCAACUUUGUGCAUGCAAGAAACACACAACUCAAAGAUGUUUAAAUAGCACUGCUUAACUAAAGAUUAAAGAGGCACCAAACACCAAGAUGUGAGAGGGAUCCGAAAUGAUUAGUCAGAAAUUAGGUUAGGAGUGUUGUUGAUGUUUUUGCUUCUGAAACAUUUGCUUUGCAGCAGGUGAGCAGGAAAGGACGACACUGGCCCAUGGCACCACAGCACAGAAAGUUGCUUGCGGCUUUCUUUUGGCUCCCAUAGUCAGCCUCCCUCCCCUCCUGCCUCCCCCCACCCCCUUAUAUUCCUGGUCAGUGUCUGUGCCCAAGUGUGCUUGAAGGAGAAACCACUAAGGCAUUGGCUACCUACAGCUGCCACACUACUCAACUGCUUCUGGGGCACUCUGCACUGGUUUCUUUGUGGGCAGAGGCGGAGCUCUUGCCACAAGCCUAAAAAUAAAAAAUCACCAGGGUCAGUUGGGUUGUAACGUGGUGGCAAAUUGAAGUGCAGUUAAAACAAACAAGCCAACUACAAACUUUGGAUACAGCGCCUGGUUUGUUGGGCCAGAUUGAACCUUCAGAUGAAUUUCAGAGGUGCGUUCAGACAAAAAACAAACCAGGGAAGAUGAAAUUCAACCUAACUUCUGCAUUGUGUCUGAACUGGCCCAGUAUCUAAUAAAGAGAGGAUGAGAUUUAAGUCAACAUUUUUCCUUUUGAGGGAGUUUAAUAUUUCUUGAAAAGCAUAUUUAUUUUGUGUAUUAUAGCAUUGCAUAUUACUUCACUGGGUAAGUUUUAUUGAGUUCUGGGUGAGUUUUAUUGGUUAAAAUUUGAGUUUUAUUUUGAAUUGUCUGUAGACUUCAUUUAAAUAAUAAUUGAAUCACUAUUCUGUUUUCCAAAAAAAGGAAUUAAUAGCAUUCUUUUCACUGGAAGGUAAAUGAAAGAUUUUUGUUUAAAAAUAUGUGAAUGCUUAAUGCCAUAUAUUUUGUCAGAAAUAGAACUGUAUUUGUAAAACAUUUGGCUUAUGCUAGCCUAAUAGAUAAUGCGAGGAUGUAUUCAGUAAAGUUUACGUUGGCUACUGUAUAUCACAUGAAAUGAUAUAAUGUGGUCUGGAUAUCUUUUCAUUGGAAUUUAUAGAACAGAAGCUAGUCUGUUUUUGUGAUACUUUCUCUUAUCUUGUUUUUCUGCUAUUUUCUUGGGUUGACCUAUUCACUAUCAGCUGUGCUUGUUUUUUAAAAAUGUCCACAGAAAUAAAUAACAAGAUCUGCA
Messenger RNA from Hemicordylus capensis (graceful crag lizard), 6591 nucleotides. It is a transcript of the gene TRPC1, whose product is annotated as transient receptor potential cation channel subfamily C member 1. Bases 239 to 2584 code for a protein of 781 amino acids. The record is from RefSeq and is a predicted model, not a curated record. The transcript has 13 exons. Gene Ontology annotation, biological process: regulation of cytosolic calcium ion concentration; manganese ion transport; calcium ion transmembrane transport. NCBI's taxonomy places the organism in Eukaryota, Metazoa, Chordata, Lepidosauria, Squamata, Cordylidae. Gene Ontology annotation, cellular component: membrane; cation channel complex. Gene Ontology annotation, molecular function: store-operated calcium channel activity; inositol 1,4,5 trisphosphate binding; protein binding.